GUCAGUUCGAGAACGGCUUUCUCUCCUUUUCCUUCGUUCGUUGCCUUCAGGGUUUUGAGCAAUUAUGGCGGCUGGGGAAGCGAAGUCCGUUUUAUUCGUGUGCCUGGGGAAUAUUUGCCGGUCUCCCAUAGCUGAAGCUGUUUUUAAAAAACUUGUAACUGAGGAAAACAUUGAAAACAAGUGGAUAAUAGACAGUGGUGCUGUUUCUGACUGGAAUGUGGGACGCUAUCCAGAUCCAAGGGCUUUAAGCUGUCUAAGAAAUCAUGAAAUUGAAACAGCUCAUAAAGCACGACAGAUUACGAAAGAUGAUUUCUUGACGUUUGACUAUAUUCUUUGUAUGGAUGAAAGCAACCUACGAGAUUUGAGAAGAAAAUGCAAUCAAAUUAAAAAUUGCAAAGCUCAGAUUGAACUCCUCGGUAGCUAUGAUCCACAGAAACAGCUUAUUAUUGAAGAUCCAUAUUAUGGAAAUGAUGAAGAUUUUGAAACUGUUUAUCAGCAAUGUCUCAGAUGCUGUAAAGAAUUCUUGGAAAAACCUCAUUGAUGUGGUUAUGUUUAUGGAAAUCAAUAAUUCUGUAAUAUUAGUCUGAAAUCUGAAUUAACAUUAAACUAUGAUAGUGUACUUCUAAAAUA
Python bivittatus (Burmese python) is the source of this 630-nucleotide messenger RNA. RefSeq names its product acid phosphatase 1 (gene ACP1). Gene Ontology annotation, cellular component: cytoplasm. The record is from RefSeq and is a predicted model, not a curated record. Gene Ontology annotation, biological process: protein dephosphorylation. Lineage: Eukaryota; Metazoa; Chordata; Lepidosauria; Squamata; Pythonidae. Gene Ontology annotation, molecular function: non-membrane spanning protein tyrosine phosphatase activity; acid phosphatase activity.